This is a messenger RNA of Chelonus insularis, 2060 nucleotides long. RefSeq names its product hexokinase-2-like. Gene Ontology annotation, cellular component: cytosol; mitochondrion. Bases 309 to 1715 code for a protein of 468 amino acids. Gene Ontology annotation, molecular function: fructokinase activity; ATP binding; glucokinase activity. The record is from RefSeq and is a predicted model, not a curated record. The transcript has 10 exons. Lineage: Eukaryota; Metazoa; Arthropoda; Insecta; Hymenoptera; Braconidae. Gene Ontology annotation, biological process: carbohydrate phosphorylation; glycolytic process; glucose metabolic process.
UCGUUGCCAAUGCAGUGUGUGAUGCCGUUCACAUUCAAUGAUUUAGUUUCCAUCUGGAUAGUAUAUACACGCGUUAACUACAAGAGGGAAAACUAGUUUUUAUUUAGAGAAGUUGCUUCUUUAUUUUUCUAUAUUGUUAUCAGCAACUACUGGAAUCAGAUAUUUUCUUAUUACGUGAAGACAUUCAAUACAACGAUUCAAUCUUGGAGAACGGCACGUGGAUCUGAGUGCCACCACUCCGAUAUUGAGUAAAUUCAGUAGUGAUAAAUUCAUUUCAGGAUUUAUUGACUGAUAUUAAUUAAAACAUCAUGAUGCCUGCUGAAAGAAUUCUCCAUGAAGCUAUCCAAGUAGCUCCACUGGGUCUUACGGAUGAUGUCAAACGUCAAAAGAUUGAAAACUCGUUGGUACAGAUGAGACUUUCAGCUGCAACUGCAAGGAAAAUCCAAGACAUCUUUAGAUCAGAAAUGAAUAAAGGUAUUCAUCAACAGCCUUCAUCUCUUCAAAUGGAAAACACAUAUAUUCCAGAAUUACCUAAUGGAACAGAAGAAGGAUUAUUCCUGGCUUUAGACUUAGGAGGCACUAAUUUUCGAGUUCUCCUAAUAGAAUUAGUCAAUGGUGUUAUUGUACGAGAAGAUGUAAAAAAAUAUCACAUUGAUGCUCAUUUGAGAACCGGCUCGGGUAUCCCAUUGUUUGAAUAUCUUGCAGAAUGCGUCAGCAACUUCGUUAUAAGCGAAGGUCUUCAAGAUGUAGAACUUCCUCUAGGUUUCACUUUUUCAUUCCCGAUGAUUCAGCAUUCUUUGGAAACGGGUAUUUUGCUAACAUGGACAAAAAGCUUUAAUUGUCCAGAUGUAGUAAAUAAAGAUGCAGUUAAAUUAUUGAAAGAUGCUCUCGCCAGACGUGCUGAUACAAGGGUUAAAGUGGUAGCUGUACUCAAUGACACCACUGGAACACUUCUUCAAGGCGCUACUCAGGAUCCAAAUACUGCAAUUGGUCUUAUUUUAGGCACAGGAAGUAAUGCUUGUUAUCUUGAGCGGGCUGAUAAAGUAGAGCACUGGGAACCUGAAAGACACGGUGAAAGAGAGGUAAUUAUUGAUAUCGAAUGGGGUGCUUUUGGUGAUAAUGGCGUGCUAGAUUUCAUUAAGACGGAUUUCGAUCGUGAAAAUGAUGCUAAUUCUCUACUCGUCAAGUCAUUCACGUUUGAAAAAUACAUCAGUGGGAAAUAUCUCGGUGAAGUUGUACGGAUAAUUCUUGUUAAAUUAUUGAAGGAUGGUUUAUUAUUUACAAGAGAAACUCCAAAAAAAUUGCUUACAGUAGGAAGUUUCUUAACAGAUUAUGUAUCCCUUAUUGAACAAGACACUGUUGAUGGUGGUGGUUCUAAUACAAAAGAAGUAUUGGCUAAGUUCGAUAUAGUACCUGACGAAGAAGACUUAAAAAUUGUUCAAUAUGUUUGUGAAGUUGCCUCAAAUCGUGCAGCUCUUCUCGUAUCUAUUUGCUUAGCAACCCUUUUGGAUCACAUGGAACGUGAAGAAGUGACAAUAGCAGUUGAUGGGUCUCUCUAUAAACAUCAUCCUCGUUUUGAAAGUUGGAUGAAUCAAUAUAUUAGUUUGUUAUCACCUGCAAGAAAGUUCAAACUAAUUCAGACUCAGGAUGGAAGUGGAAAGGGUGCUGCAAUUGUAGCUGCAAUAGCAUUGAAGUUGAAACAAAGAUUGGAGUGAAUGACAAAAAGUUAUCUACUUUUAAUGUGUUGUUUUAUGUUUCAUUAAACGCAAUCAGCAGUCUGGCAAAUUAUGAUUAUAAAUCUUAAUUUCUACUAUCAAGUCUGAAAGUUUAGUAAAUAUUGUUGAUAAAGUUUGAUUAUGUUAAUUUCGGAGAUUCUCGUGAAUAUUUUAUUUUAACACAAUUAUCAAUUUUUGCAAACUCUUUUUUAUGAUUAUAUUAAAAAUAUAAGGUUAAGAUUAUAUUUUGUUUUUAAUUUACAUUAAAAUUUCAUGCAUUUUAAUUUGUCAUAUCUAAUCUAAAAUUUAAAUAUUUUAUGGAACAUUCUUAAAAAUUAAUUAAAU